Messenger RNA from Colletotrichum chrysophilum, 1206 nucleotides. RefSeq lists its product as uncharacterized. The transcript has 6 exons. The record is from RefSeq and is a predicted model, not a curated record. The coding region runs from base 1 to 1206 and encodes 401 amino acids. NCBI's taxonomy places the organism in Eukaryota, Fungi, Ascomycota, Sordariomycetes, Glomerellales, Glomerellaceae. Gene Ontology annotation, molecular function: polygalacturonase activity. Gene Ontology annotation, biological process: carbohydrate metabolic process.
AUGUACUUCUCAAAACUAGCCCUCAUCUUUGUGACAGCCGUCGCAUCGGCAUCAGGGUAUGAUGUGCCGCCUCGCCCGAGCAUUGUCCCGUUUCCGAAGGCUCCCGGCCGAGCGUUGCCCGUCAGCCCAGCAAGAGACCCCGCCAAAGUCUGCAUCGUCUGCCCCAAAGCCGGAGGCGAUUCAGCUGCUGCGAUUCUCAAGGCCGCGCACGACUGCAACGAUGGCGGUACCGUCGUCUUCAUGCCCAAUGCGGCGUACACCAUAUCCAGCCGUGUCGACUUGACAUUCUUGAAGCACAUCGACUUUGCAAUCCUUGGAACCAUUGUUUUCAAUGAUGACGUUGAGUACUGGCAAACGAACACGUUUGCGUACCGUUACCAGAAUGUGAACCUCAUGUGGCGGUUUGGCGGUGAAGAUGUCAACAUCUAUGGGCUUGGACAGGGAACUAUCGACGGUCUCGGACAAACAUGGUGGAAUGCUCUUGCUGGCAACUCAACCGUCGUCAGACCUCUGCUCCUUGGCACAGAUGGCCUGAAGGGCGGGUCAAUCACGGGUCUCAAGAUGAUCAACUCUCCCAACUGGUUCAACAUCAUUGCUAACUCUUCCGACAUCUUGAUCUCUGACAUGGACCUGUCGGUUGUCGUAACAAACGUUACAUCUCCCGCAAAGAACACCGACGGUUGGGAUACCUAUCGCAGUGAUAACAUUGUCAUUCAGAACUCUAUAAUCGACAAUACCGAUGACUGUGUAUCGUUCAAACCCAACUCCACCGAGGUCCUUGUGCAGGGUCUGAUUUGUAAUGGGUCGCAUGGCAUCUCCGUUGGCAGCCUCGGUCAGUAUCAAGGGCAAGUCGACAUCAUUGAGGAUAUAUACAUCUACAACAUCUCCAUGUCAAACGCGUCGGAUGGUGCCCGCAUCAAGAUCUGGCCCGGCGUCCCGCCUAAUACCACUGGGUCUGAGGCAGGAGGCGGCCUUGGCCAUGUCAGGAACGUCACUUACGAGAAAUACCACAAUGUCAACAACGAUUACAUCUUGUUCAAAGACUUCACGGGGACCACAUCGAAGAAGAACGAUCCCCGGGUGGGCUCGCUCAUCUGCAGUGAUCCUUCAGCUCACAACGUCAACGUCUCACCUCCAAGCGGCAAGGACCCGAAGUGGACGUGCACCAACAUGGAUAACUCACUUCUGGACAUUGAUUGCAUCUGA